Penaeus chinensis is the source of this 647-nucleotide messenger RNA. RefSeq names its product U-scoloptoxin(01)-Cw1a-like. Lineage: Eukaryota; Metazoa; Arthropoda; Malacostraca; Decapoda; Penaeidae. The record is from RefSeq and is a predicted model, not a curated record. The transcript has 2 exons. Bases 7 to 429 code for a protein of 140 amino acids. Gene Ontology annotation, cellular component: extracellular region. Gene Ontology annotation, molecular function: chitin binding.
UCUGCCAUGAGAGUGCUUUAUUUGCUGGCCAGCCUCGCGGCUACGUCCUGGGCUCGGAUGUUGCACAGCCUUCCUGGAGGAUUUGGGGCUUUAGUUUCGUCGUUUGACUGCCAUGAGAAGAUUUUCGGAUAUUAUGCUGACGUGGAGAAUCACUGCCGCGCUUAUCAUGUCUGCCAUCCUCUUUACACGGAAAAUGGAGCUUUGCUGGACGUGGCUCACUUCUCCUUCAUGUGCGGCAUGAACCUUGUGUUUAGCCAGGACUCGCUCACCUGCUCGCAUCGCAACGAGGCCUUCCCUUGCGACCAGGCACCUUCCCUCUACGAAGUAUCCAACUCAGACUUCGGCGUCGUGACGGAGAAGGGGGAGAAAAGGGGGUUCAGGGAUGGCGAAGACGAAGCAGAUACGGCGACUGAGGAAAGAAAUUCUUGAUCUAACCCAUCUUAUUGGUGCGCAUUAAAAGGUGUUAAAAGUUAUCUAUACAAGGUGAUUCACGCUAUGCGGAAGUAGCUUAAUAUCACUAAGACUGUUAACUAACUGAUAUAGAAUUUUAAGUUUCCAUUUGUGCCUGAUAACUCGCUCUCUCUCUCUCAUAUGUAUGUAUUGUAUGCAUGUAUUCAUAUAUAUGUGUUCAUAUAUAUGAAUAUACA